AGAAAAAAAUGCAUGAUAGAUUCAUGAUAUGAACAUGAAUUAGUGUUUUUUCUACAUCUUUCUCUGCCUUAGAGACCUUGAAACCAUUGACCACUUCCGAGAAAGAGCUUCUCUAACAGAAUUUGUGCAUAGAAGUAUUUCUUACAUCAAACACAUUCUUCAAGACUGACUUUCACUGUUUUUAAGGAGCAAGACAUCCUCUGAUUCUCAAAUAACAUUGAUGGAGAACCAUACAGAAGUGACAGAGUUCAUCCUCCUCGGACUAACCGAUGCUCCAGAGCUACAAGCCCCCCUCCUUAUCAUGUUCACACUUGUAUACCUUGUCAAUGCGGUUGGAAACCUGGGGAUGAUCAUUUUGAUUCUUUGGGACUUUCAUCUCCACACUCCCAUGUACUUUUUCCUCAGUCACCUGUCUCUAGUGGACUUUUGUUACUCUUCAGCUGUCACUCCCACGGUCAUAGCUGGGCUCCUUAUAGUAGACAAGGUCAUCACCUACAAUGCAUGUGCUGCUCAAUUGUUCUUUUUUGCAGCCUUUGCCACUGUGGAAAAUUUCCUCUUGGCCUCUAUGGCCUAUGACCGCUAUGCUGCAGUAUGCAAACCCCUACACUACACCAUGACAAUGACAACAAGUGUGUGUGCCUGUCUGGUCAUAAUUUGUUAUGUCUGUGGUUUCUUGAAUGCCUCCAUACACAUUGGGGAAACGUUCAGUCUCUCUUUCUGUAUGUCAAAUGAAGUCCAUCACUUUUUCUGUGAUGUUCCAGCAGUCAUGGCUCUGUCUUGCUCUGACAGACAUGUGAAUGAGCUAGUUCUUGUUUAUGUAGCCAGCUUCAAUAUCUUUUCUGCCAUCCUAAUUAUCUUGAUCUCCUACCUAUUCAUAUUUGUCACCAUCCUAAAGAUGCACUCAGCUUCAGGAUACCAGAAGGCUUUGUCCACCUGUGCCUCCCACCUCACUGCAGUUGCCAUCUUCUAUGGAACUAUUAUCUUUAUGUACUUACAGCCCAGCUCCAGUCACUCCAUGGACACAGACAAAAUGGCAUCUGUGUUCUAUACAAUGGUCAUUCCCAUGCUGAACCCCCUGGUCUAUAGUCUGAGGAACAAGGAAGUAAAGAAAGCAUUCAAGAAAGUUGUUGAGAAGGCAAAAUUGCCUCUAUUAUUGUGAAUUUAACAUUGCAGGAUGCAUAAUACCUAGUUUCAUCCCUCUGUCCUGAAUUACAUUUUAAGGUUCACAUGAAGUUUCUGAAAUAAUAUCAUUUCUUCUUCCAAAGUCUGUUCUCUAGGAAAAAAUAAAUGCUUUGUCCAAAAAUAUAAUACCUAAAUGAGAAAGCUAAGGUGAAUAAUAAGAUACCUUAGGUUUUACUUGUCAAAACUUUAUAUAUUUGAUUUAUUCACUCAUUCUUCAUGCAUGUCUGCUACCAAAUACUACGAAAAACAUACAUGUAAAACAGGUGCAUAAAUGGGCCCAUGAACAUAUUUAUAUACGUGGGAACAUAUACACAGGACUGGGAAAUUUGCCAGAGGUAAAUUCAGUAUAGCUAAUUUUGAUACAAAUAAUUCAGGUAAUUAAUUGAGUUAUCUGAAUUUUAGUUCAUGUAUAAUAUUGUUUAGUUGAAUAAAUGUUUUAGAGUCCUAAUUUGAGAACAAAUGUGACUUAUUUUAAAUAAAAGUACAAUCAUUUCUCUG
Messenger RNA from Callithrix jacchus (white-tufted-ear marmoset), 1680 nucleotides. Its product is annotated as olfactory receptor 5B3-like. Gene Ontology annotation, cellular component: membrane. Lineage: Eukaryota; Metazoa; Chordata; Mammalia; Primates; Cebidae. Gene Ontology annotation, biological process: G protein-coupled receptor signaling pathway. The record is from RefSeq and is a predicted model, not a curated record. Gene Ontology annotation, molecular function: G protein-coupled receptor activity; olfactory receptor activity.